GUUUCAUUUCCUUCACUCUGACAAAUCCAAAACCCAAGCCAGAGAGAGAGAGAGAGAGAGAGAGAGGCUUAAAUUUCUCGGUACAGUUGCUUCAAUGGCCGAAAUCCUAAGCCCGAACGCGAAGCAGAGGGUGCUCCUUCCUCGGAUCCAGUCUCCGACAAGCCCCUUCAUCCUAGGCUCCAACGACGACCAGCUCGAGCGGGCCCAGGCCCGGGCCGCCCGAGCCGCCAAGGUCCGACGCAAGUCCGUCGUCGCUCCGCAGCGCGGCGAAGGAGAUCCCGAUGCCGACCCCUGCCUCGGCAAGCAGCAGAUCCUCGAUCUCUUCCGCAAUUGCAUCAAACUCGCCAGCGAAAAUAAAAUUAAUCAGAAGAACACAUGGGAGCUGAAUUUGAUAGACCAUUUAAGAGAGAUUAUAAAGGUUGAGGAAGAAGACGAUUCCGAGACGAAUUUUCAAAAGGCAAGUUGCACUCUUGAAGCUGGAGUUAAGAUUUACUCUUUAAGGGUGGACUCAGUGCAUUCAGAGGCUUAUAAGGUCCUCAGUGGGAUGAACAGAGCAGGCCAAGAAAAUGAACAAGAUGCUACUGUGGACAAUGCCUUUGUUGAGAAUGGACAAGAGGGAGGUCAUUCCAAAAAAGAUAUAGAAAGAAAGUUGUCCCCUUUGUCAACAUUGGAGUCAUCUUUUGAGGUUCUCAAUGUAAAGAAGUUCGAUGUUGCCUUUGCAGUGGAUCCACUUUAUUAUCAGACAUCCGCACAAUUCGAUGAAGGUGGAGCCAAGGGUCUUUUAUUGAAUAAUCUUGGAGUAUAUGGUGGAUGUCGAGUGCUCUUUGAUUCACUGGAAGUACCGGGAAAGUGCAUGUCAUGUGAAAAUCAGUAUGAUAAAUCAGAUACAAUUGAUCUUUCUUUUGCCAAAGAUUAUGUUGAACAGAUGGUAUUGAAUAUGCAAACAAAGAAUGAAAUUUCGCCAAGUCUGAGAGAUAUAGUCAAUCAAUUUGAUGAAGAUAAUAGAAGGCCAUCAGACUUUUAUUCCUCUGUCGAGAAAUCAGCAGAGGAAGUUGAUGCAUCUUACAAGAAUGAACUUGAUUCUGAUGGUGAUACAUUUGAGAACUGUGGGACCUGGAGUUAUGAUCAUGAUGAACAUACAAGUGUGGUUGAUGAGGGUCCCAUUUGUGCAGAUCCAACUUAUCCAAGUUAUCAUGAGGAACAUGAACCUUUUUCUUUCCAUGAACCUGAAAUGGAUGACACAGUUGAGAAAAUUGAUGGUUAUCUCUUCUUAAAUCUGGGAUUUACUAAACAAAAUGCUUGGGCAGGUCCUGAUCAUUGGAAGUAUCAGAAAGCUAAAGGUUCAGAGGAUGAUCCUGGUACAAAAAAUGUGUCACCAGUAACAACCAAGCGGCCAAGAAAUAAGAAACAAGCAGAAGUUGAUAUUGAUUUCACAAAAGCCUUGGAUGAAGAAAUGCCAGAUAUCUUUGCUCCUCCAAAAAAUCCCAAGUCGUUAUUGCUGCCUGCAAAUAGAGUUCCCUGUAAUACAAAACUUCCUGAAGAUUGUCAUUAUCAACCAGAAGAUCUUGUCAAGUUAUUUCUUCUCCCUAAUGUUAAGUGCCUUGGGGUGAGGGGAAGAAAGUGCUCAGAUAAGUCAAGGCAACAAGCUGAGGCUUAUGGGCCACUGCCAUCCUGGGAUGAUGAGAGUGCGUUUGGUGGCCAAUAUGAUGAUGGAAAUGUCUAUAGUGAUGUAGAGGACUCCAACACACUUGUUUCUCAACCUCGCCAGGUCAAUAAGAUUGAAGUCCAGUAUGACAAAACUUCUAAGCAAGUUGAUGUCCAAGCACUAAAAGAAACUCUUUGGGACCAUAUACAGGAAUCUCCUAUAAUGUCUCCUCAGGGUCAAGAAGAAGCAGUAUCAUUCAAGCAAGUCUUGGCCGGCUUUCCUAAUGACUGCACAGCAGCUGGAACUAUUAAGGAUAUCUCCCCACAUCUGUGUUUUAUAUGCCUAUUACAUUUAGCUAAUGAGCAUGGGUUGAGCAUUCAUGGCUGCACCAAUUUGGAUGAUCUCAGUAUACGCUUUCCUCAUAAUGCAGUGCUGCCGCAUUAAUUGGUUGCACCAACUUGGAUGAUCUCAGUCUAUGCCGCCCUCAUAAUGGUAUGCACAUAUGUGAGAUGGUCUGUAGGCUGUAGCUCAUUCUAGCCUAUGCUUUCUUGUACUCUACUAAGAAAAAAUGUCAGCAACUCACUGAUCCAGGUACUAAUCUUACCAUGUGCUUCACAUAUCUUCUUGAAUUUUUACGGAUAUGUAGAUUUCAUUGCUUUUCUGUCAUAAUAUGGCAAGAAUGCAAAAGCAUCCUGUAGAUUUCACGAGUUUAUUUUUUAAUUUAAA
This is a messenger RNA of Corylus avellana, 2371 nucleotides long. RefSeq names its product condensin complex subunit. Gene Ontology annotation, biological process: mitotic chromosome condensation. NCBI's taxonomy places the organism in Eukaryota, Viridiplantae, Streptophyta, Magnoliopsida, Fagales, Betulaceae. Gene Ontology annotation, molecular function: chromatin binding. The record is from RefSeq and is a predicted model, not a curated record. Gene Ontology annotation, cellular component: condensin complex.